This is a messenger RNA of Cucurbita maxima (winter squash), 4445 nucleotides long. Its product is annotated as pollen-specific leucine-rich repeat extensin-like protein 1. Lineage: Eukaryota; Viridiplantae; Streptophyta; Magnoliopsida; Cucurbitales; Cucurbitaceae. The transcript is spliced from 6 exons. Gene Ontology annotation, molecular function: protein binding. The record is from RefSeq and is a predicted model, not a curated record. The coding region runs from base 1 to 4296 and encodes 1431 amino acids.
AUGAUGAACAAAUACAGAGAAGUGUACACCAAAACAAAGAAAAUAGCGGGCAGGUUCAAUGACUGUGUCUACUUCCGAAAGAACCGAUUGUUCUUCUUCGAAUUUGAUUCUGGUUGGAGGAAUUAUGGAGCGGGAUUUGAACUGUGUCUACUUCCGAAAGAAUCGCUUUCAUCAGGCUACUUGCCACCCGAGCUUGGACUCUUGACAGAUUUGGCUUUGUUCCAUAUCAACUCUAAUAGAUUUUGUGGGAUAAUUCCUCGUAGCUUUUCUAAGCUGACUCUCAUGUUUGAGUUUGAUGUCAGUAACAACCGCUUCGUUGGCCAUUUUCCAGAGGUUGUCUUUCAUUGGCGUAUCGCUAAGUUCCUCGAUCUUAGGUUCAACGACUUUGAAGGAGAAGUCCCACCGGCACUCUUCACUAUGACCUUCGACGCCAUAUUCUUAAACAACAAUAGAUUCAGUUCCUUAAUCCCGGAUACCAUUGGAAACUCCACUGUCUCUCUUGUGUCCUUUGCGUACAACUACUUCUAUGGCUGCAUUCCCAGUUCUAUCGGCCAAAUGAGCAGCCUCAAUCAGGUUCUCUUUAUUGGCAACAAACUCCAUGGCUGUCUCCCAGUCGAGAUUGGAACACUUGUCAAUCUAACGGUGCUUGAUAUCAGCAAUAAUAGCUUUCCUGGCUGGUUGCCCACAUUGUCGGGGCUUAAGAAUUUGCAGAGUUUGGAUGUUAGUUACAAUGAACUUAGAGGCUCUGUUUCUGGGGAGAUAUGCAAAUUGCCUCAUUUGCUUAACUUUAAUUUCUCCUUUAAUUAUUUUGAUGGGCAAGAUGCAGAGUGUGUGACACCUAAAGAUUCAAAAAAGAUUUUUGAUGAUGCUCAUAAUUGCUUGCUUAAUCGCCCGGGGCAGAGAGAUGCUGAGACUUGUAGCUCUUUUAUGAUGAAAUCGGUGGAAUGUAGAAAUUGUGGUGAAGAUCCUACUACAAGGUCUCCAGUGGUGGUUCGUACGCCGAUACCAACUCCAGAAUCUCAUCAUGCAGUUCCAUCCUCACCUCAUCAUCAUCAUGUAGUUCCACCAACUCCAGAAUCGAGCGACACCCCGGUUCCGCAAGUUGAAACUCAUCAACCUGCAGUUCCACCGUCGGUUCCGCAAGUUGAAACUCAUCACACUGCAGUUCCACCGUCGGUUCCGCAAGUUGAAACUCAUCACACUGCAGUUCCACCGUCGGUUCCGCAAGUUGAAACUCAUCACACUGCAGUUCCACCGUCGGUUCCGCAAGUUGACACUCAUCACACUGCAGUUCCACCGUCGGUUCCGCAAGUUGACACUCAUCACACUGCAGUUCCACCGUCGGUUCCGCAAGUUGACACUCAUCACACUGCAGUUCCACCGUCGGUUCCGCAAGUUGAAACACAUCACACUGCAGUUCCACCGUCGGUUCCGCAAGUUGACACUCAUCACACUGCAGUUCCACCGUCGGUUCCGCAAGUUGACACACAUCACACUGCAGUUCCACCGUCGGUUCCGCAAGUUGAAACACAUCACACUGCAGUUCCACCGUCGGUUCCGCAAGUUGAAACACAUCACACUGCCGUUCCACCGUCGGUUUCCACUGCCGUUCCACCGUCGGUUUCCACUGCCGUUCCACCGUCGGUUUCCACUGCAGUUCCACCGUCGGUUUCCACUGCCGUUCCACCGUCGGUUUCCACUACCGUUCCACCGUCGGUUUCCACUGCCGUUUCACCGUCGGUUUCCACUACCGUUCCACCGUCGGUUCCGCAAGUCGAAACUCAUCACCAUGCAGUUCCACCGUCGGUUCCGCAAGUCGAAACUCAUCACCAUGCAGUUCCACCGGCGGUUCCGCAAGUCGAAACUCAUCACCAUGCAGUUCCACCGGCGGUUCCGCAAGUCGAAACUCAUCACCAUGCAGUUCCACCGGCGGUUCCGCAAGUCGAAACUCAUCACCAUGCAGUUCCACCGGCGGUUCCGCAAGUCGAAACUCAUCACCAUGCAGUUCCACCGGCGGUUCCGCAAGUCGAAACUCCAUCAUCCUCAACUACAUCCUCACCUCUUCCUCCACCAACUCCAAAAUCGGGCGAACCCCCUAUACCACAAGUUGAAACUCCAUCAUCCUCGGAUACAUCCUCACCUCCUCCACCAACUCCAGAAUCUGGCGAACCCCCUGUUCAAGUUGAAACUCCACCAUCCUCAGAUACAUCCUCACCUCCUCCAUCAACUCCAGAAUCUGGCGAACCCCCUGUUCAAGUUGAAACUCCACCAUCCUCAGACACAUCCUCACCUCCUCUUCCACCAACUCCAGAAUCGGGCGAACCCCCUGUUCCACAAGUUGAAACUCCACCAUCCUCAGACACAUCAUCCCCUCCUAUUCCACCAACUCCAGAAUCGGGUAAACCCCCUGUUCCACAAGUUGAAAUUCCACAAUCCCCAGUUCCAUCCUCAUCUCCUCUUCCACCCCCUCCGACCACAUAUCCACCGCCACCCGUCUACUCCCCACCCCCUCCGACUGCGUCUCAACCGCCACCCGUCUACUCCCCACCCCCUCCGACCGCGUCUCCACCGCCACCCGUCUACUCCCCCCCACCUCCGACCGCGUCUCCACCGCCACCCACAGCGUCUCCACCGCCACCCGUCUACUCUCCCCCACCCCCGACCGCGUCUCCACCGCCACCCGUCUACUCUCCCCCACCCCCGACAGCGUCUCCACCGCCACCCGUCUACUCUCCCCCACCCCCGACAGCGUCUCCACCGCCACCCGUCUACUCUCCCCCACCCCCGACAGCGUCUCCACCGCCACCCGUCUACUCUCCCCCACCCCCGACAGCGUCUCCACCGCCACCCGUCUACUCUCCCCCACCCCCGACAGCGUCUCCACCGCCACCCGUCUACUCUCCCCCACCCCCGACAGCGUCUCCACCGCCACCCGUCUACUCUCCCCCACCCCCGACAGCGUCUCCACCGCCACCCGUCUACUCUCCCCCACCCCCGACAGCGUCUCCACCGCCACCCGUCUACUCUCCCCCACCCCCGACAGCGUCUCCACCGCCACCCGUCUACUCUCCCCCACCCCCGACAGCGUCUCCACCGCCACCCGUCUACUCUCCCCCACCCCCGACAGCGUCUCCACCGCCACCCGUCUACUCUCCCCCACCCCCGACAGCGUCUCCACCGCCACCCGUCUACUCUCCCCCACCCCCGACAGCGUCUCCACCGCCACCCGUCUACUCUCCCCCACCCCCGACAGCGUCUCCACCGCCACCCGUCUACUCUCCCCCACCCCCGACAGCGUCUCCACCGCCACCCGUCUACUCUCCCCCACCCCCGACAGCGUCUCCACCGCCACCCGUCUACUCUCCCCCACCCCCGACAGCGUCUCCACCGCCACCCGUCUACUCUCCCCCACCCCCGACAGCGUCUCCACCGCCACCCGUCUACUCUCCCCCACCCCCGACAGCGUCUCCACCGCCACCCGUCUACUCUCCCCCACCCCCGACAGCGUCUCCACCGCCACCCGUCUACUCUCCCCCACCCCCGACAGCGUCUCCACCGCCACCCGUCUACUCUCCCCCACCCCCGACAGCGUCUCCACCGCCACCCGUCUACUCUCCCCCACCCCCGACAGCGUCUCCACCGCCACCCGUCUACUCUCCCCCACCCCCGACAGCGUCUCCACCGCCACCCGUCUACUCUCCCCCACCCCCGACAGCGUCUCCACCGCCACCCGUCUACUCUCCCCCACCCCCGACAGCGUCUCCACCGCCACCCGUCUACUCUCCCCCACCCCCGACAGCGUCUCCACCGCCACCCGUCUACUCUCCCCCACCCCCGACAGCGUCUCCACCGCCACCCGUCUACUCUCCCCCACCCCCGACAGCGUCUCCACCGCCACCCGUCUACUCUCCCCCACCCCCGACAGCGUCUCCACCGCCACCCGUCUACUCUCCCCCACCCCCGACAGCGUCUCCACCGCCACCCGUCUACUCUCCCCCACCCCCGACAGCGUCUCCACCGCCACCCGUCUACUCUCCCCCACCCCCGACAGCGUCUCCACCGCCACCCGUCUACUCUCCCCCACCCCCGACAGCGUCUCCACCGCCACCCGUCCACUCUCCCCCUCCUCCUACUGCAUCUCCACCUCCUCCCGAGCACUCUCCACCUCCUCCGACCGCAUCUCCUCCUCCUCCUCAUGGUGCUUCUCCACCACCGGCGAUCGAAGACCUCAUCCUACCACCAAACAUUGGUUUCCAAUAUUCAUCUCCACCACCACCACAGUUUCUCGGAUAUUGAGUAGUCUUGUCUUUAUUCGUAUUAUUUCUUGAUAUUUUUUCGAUAAUGUAGCUUCUUUUUACUUAUAAAGGUUUUGCCCAAUUUUGCUUACUACCAUGAAAUAAUUGUUGUAAUUGCAUGAUAAUACUACGAGAUUUGAUGUGGCAACU